AUGUUGAUCGACACGGGCGCGGAGAUCACAUUCAUCACUGCUUCUCUCGUGCAGCAACUCAAGCUUCACCGGGAAGCAUCGGUAAUACCGAUCAUCGGGAUCGGCGGGACGCAUUCGGGCCACACGCGCGGGGUGGUUAGCGUAAAGCUUCGGUCUAUGCACUCAUCGGACAUUGUCUCAAUAAAAGCUCACAUUUUGUCAAAGUUAAUGCCUACUCUCCCUUCAUUUACACCUCCUAACAUCUCACUUUCUCAUCUGCAAGGUCUUCCACUUGCAGACCCGGAAUUUCUCUCACCAGGGUCCAUCGAUUUAAUUCUCGGGGCUGACAUCUAUGGGCAACUCAUUCGGGAGCAGAUCAAGCGGGGGCCUCACGGCACACCGAUUGCACAGAAUACGGUUUUCGGGUGGAUCGUUCUCGGUCCUAUGGACUCUUCUCAACAGUCAGCCGGGUUGGUUCAUCACGCUGCAGUGGAUCACGGGUAUCAGGAGCUUCAGGAUCUCCUCACACAGUUUUGGGUACAGGAAGAAGUCUCGGGCUCGGGCGAAUCGCACCUCACUCCUGACGAGCAGGAAUGUGAGACUCAUUUCUUGACGACACACAAACGGAACUCAGACGGGCGGUACGUCGUCAGAUUGCCGGUUAAAUCCGCAUCGGGGACAUUGGGCGGGUCUUUUCACACAGCUUCUUCCUGUCUCCAUCGACUACAAUGCAAACUCAAUCGGGAUUCAAGCUACAAGGGCCUCUACGACACGUUUCUCGGGGAAUACGAAUCAUUGGGGCACAUGACUCGAGUCUCGGGCAAUCACGCCCCGCUCGGGCCCAUUUACUACUUGCCGCACCACGGGGUGCUUACCACAAAGUUACGUGUUGUAUUCAACGGGUCGUGCAAUACAGAUUCGGGAAUUUCGCUUAACGACAUUCUGCACACGGGCGCGAAACUGCAGCGAGAUAUUUCGGACGUUCUCUUGUGGGUCAGACGACACCGUUUCGUCUUCGCGACCGACAUCGUUAAGAUGUUCCGGCAAAUUCGGGUUCACGAAAGUGAUUGGGACUUACAACGCAUUUUAUGGGUGGACGAGGGCGGGCGGGUCGUUUCAUUCCAUCUCACCACGGUCACUUACGGUACUCGGUCAGCACCAUUUCUCGCGGGACGGGCCCUGGAUCAACUGGUUACAGACGAGGGCGGGAAAUAUCCCGAAGCUGUCGCCCCUCUUACAAAGGGGCGAUAUGUGGACGAUAUUUACGGCGGUGCUGACCAGCUCGCAGAUCUCAUCACGCAAGCGGAGCAACUCAUCGGGAUUUGUACAGCGGGCUGCUUUCCUCUGGCCAAGUGGCAGAGCAAUCAUCCGGAGCUUCUCACGGCGGUCGGAGCGACCUCAUCAACGGAAAACGCUCGGGUAUUUGAAGAAUGGGAGACAAAAGUCCUUGGUCUCGCAUGGCUUCCUCACACGGACGUGUUCAAAUUCACGGUUCACAAGUACACAGCCGGGGACGGAAUCACGAAACGCAUCAUUCUCUCGGAGAUCGCACAAUUAUACGAUCCAUUGGGUUUUCUCUCACCGGUAACGAUUCGGGCCAAAGUUCUCUUACAAAGGCUUUGGUUAGAAAAGUUAAAUUGGGAUGACCUUGUGUCAACGGAAGUUCGCAACUCUUGGGUCGCGUUUCGGCAGGAACUAUCGCAUCUCGGGACGGUUUCGGUACCGCGGUGGCUCAACAUCGCGACGGGUACAUCGGUCGAACUACACGGGUUUUCGGAUGCAUCUCAACUAGCAAUGGGCGCAGCUGUGUACGUUCGGGUUUCGGGCGCGGGUAAUCAAACAACGGUCUCACUAGUCUGCGCUAAGACUAAGGUCGCACCGAUCAAACGGCUCACAAUUCCUCGGUUGGAGCUCGCAGCAGCGGUGCUGCUUGCUAAACUCACACACCACGUGCAAAACGUGCUGGGCCUUGAUGACUCACGGGUAUACCUAUGGACGGACUCAAUGGUAACGCUCACUUGGGUCACUUCUCAUCCUUCACGGUGGAAGGAUUUUGUUCGGAAUCGGGUAUCACUGGCACAGGAGCUCGUGCCACGGGCCCAAUGGAGAUUCACACCGGGUCGGGACAAUCCAGCGGAUUGCGCAUCACGGGGGCUAACCAUCUCACAACUCGUGCGACAUUCAUCAUGGUGGGACGGGCCUCACUGGUUAGCCAAAGACUCAUUCCAUUGGCCAACUCAUCGCAUCGGGACGGGGGACGCAGCGGCGCUCGAAGAGCGGCCAGGUCUUACACUCUCACUCGCAACAUCACCCUCACCGGUUUACGAUCUCAUCUUGAAAUACUCAUCUCUCACACGGUUGUUGCGAAUCACCUCAUGGCUCUUCAAGGUGAUUACAAACCUGAAAAGAGCGGGCGACGAGCUUAAAACACUCACAUCGGGCUACACUCUCCCGAAAUCGCAUCCGAUCACGCGAUUAACGGGCUUCAUAGAUCAUCAAGGCAUUCUCAGGGUGGGAGGACGGCUGAAGCACUCAGCCUUACAACCUGAUUGCAAGCACUCAGUCAUUCUCCCUCGGGACUCACCACUUACGGCACUUCUCAUCGCUGAUGCCCACGAGCGCACUCUCCACGGCGGGACUCAACUCACUUUGGCUUAUCUACGGCAGAGCUGCUGGAUCAUCGGCGGGCGUGGGCCAGUACGCUCAUACAUUUUGCGUUGCGUGCGGUGCGCGCGCUUCCGGGCGCUCAAGGCACAGCAACUAAUGGGUCAGUUGCCAAUCUCACGGGUUACGCCGGCAAGGCCGUUUCUCUUCUCGGGGGUCGACUACGCGGGGCCAGUUUCACUCAAAAGCUGGCGCGGGCGUGGGAGCAAAUGUCACAAAGGCUGGUUGUGCAUUUUCGUUUGUUUCGCUACCUCCGCUAUGCACCUUGAAGUUGUUACAGAUUUAACCACGGACGGGUUCCUCGCAGCACUCAGACGGUUCACGGGCAGACGCGGGAUUCCGCACACGAUCCAAAGUGAUUGCGGAACCAACUUUCAGGGUGCAGCAGCGGAGCUACGACAAUUAUUCAAAACGGGUACACGGGAAUCCGAACUCAUUCAGCACACUGGGGCAACUGACGGGAUUAAAUGGGUGUUCAACCCACCGGGGGCACCUCAUAUGGGCGGAAAAUGGGAGGCCGCAGUAAAAUCGGUCAAGUAUCAUCUCCGGCGGACGAUUGGGGAUGCCAGUCUCACGUUUGAAGAAUUUACGACUCUUCUCACACAAAUUGCGGGCAUACUCAACUCGCGGCCGUUGGAGCCUCUGUCGGAUGACCCGGAUGAUUAUUCGGUUCUCACCCCUGGGCAUUUUCUCAUCGGGGACACACUCACCUCCAUUCCUGAGCCCUCAUUACGGGAUGUGCCUCAAGGUCGCCUCACACGGUGGCAAUGGCUCCAGGAACGGGUUCAAUACUACUGGGAGCACUGGUCAUCAGGAUACCUGCAACGGCAGCAGGCUAUAUCAAAAUGGCAUCAUCCGAGUCACGACAUCCGGGUCGGGUCUAUGGUUCUACUCAUGAACGAAAACACGGCACCCACAAAGUGGCCACGGGCACGGGUCACACAACUACAUCCGGGAAAGGACGGGCUCACACGGGUGGUUACUCUCAAAACGGCGACGACCACACUCACACGGCCUAUCACCAAACUGGCACUCUUGCCAGUGCCUCAACCGGGAUCAAUCGACAGCACUGCUGCCGAUGGCGGGCGGAAUGUUCAGGAUUGA
Venturia canescens is the source of this 3747-nucleotide messenger RNA. RefSeq lists its product as uncharacterized. The transcript has 2 exons. Gene Ontology annotation, biological process: DNA integration; proteolysis. Gene Ontology annotation, molecular function: aspartic-type endopeptidase activity; nucleic acid binding. The record is from RefSeq and is a predicted model, not a curated record. Bases 1 to 3747 code for a protein of 1248 amino acids. NCBI's taxonomy places the organism in Eukaryota, Metazoa, Arthropoda, Insecta, Hymenoptera, Ichneumonidae.